Messenger RNA from Moneuplotes crassus, 1083 nucleotides. NCBI's taxonomy places the organism in Eukaryota, Ciliophora, Spirotrichea, Euplotida, Euplotidae. The record is from the annotation of a GenBank genome assembly.
AUGGGACUCAAGUCAAGCUCCUUUACAAAACUCUGAACAGCAAAGUGCUUGCUGAUCAUUGCAUUUGUUCUGUGCUUCGCCAAAGUAUACGCAAACAACGACUUUUACCAGCUUCUGGGAGUGACUCAAGACACUUCGGAGCGAGAAGUCAAGAAGGCUUUUAGACGCAAGAGUGUGUUGUAUCAUCCUGACAAAAACCCAGGAAAUGAAACUGCAGCCGAGCUCUUCCGGAGAAUCAACAGAGCCAAUGAAGUGCUGACCGACCCAGACAAGAAGAUGGUCUACGACAAAUUCGGAGAAGACUAUUUGGAGCGAUAUGAAAGAGGAGAAACUCAGAUCCAGAGAGGCCCAGAUUCCAAGCUCGAAGUCGAGGUUACUCUUGAGCAGCUGUACAACGGAGAUGAAGCCGAAGUCAGCAUCAGCAGAGAUGUCAUCUGCGACAAGUGCAAAGGAACUGGUGCCAAAGGAGGCAAAACCAAGAAGUGUAAUGAAUGCCAUGGAAGAGGAACCACAAUCCAGAAUGUUCAAGUCGGAUUCGGAAUGCAAAUGCAGAUGCAGCAACCUUGUCCACAGUGAGGAGGAACUGGCCGGACUUUUGCUCACAAGUGUGAUAAAUGUCAUGGAAACAAAGUUCACCUUGAGUCCAAGACUCUUGAGUAUAUUAUCGAGCCAGGAAUGGUCAACGAAGAGAAAAUUGUAUUUGAGAGAGAAGGUCAGCAACAGCCAGAAGUCAUCCCAGGAGAUGUCAUCCUCAUACUCAAACAGAAAAAGCACAAGCGGUUUAGCAGAGUCGAAAACGAUCUUUACACUGAAAUGAAGCUUACACUUGAAGAAGCCUUGCUUGGAUUCUCAAAGCCAAUGAAAAUGCUCGAUAACAGAACAAUCGAAAUUAGGUCGGAGUCAGGUGAAAUCAUCCAGCCUUUCAGCUGGAAAGUGAUCGAAGGAGAAGGAAUGCCUCUACGAGAAGACCCCUCAGAGAAAGGAAAACUCCAUAUCAAGUUCAAAGUGAGUGUCCCCAAGAAGCUGACCGACAAGCAGAAAGAACUUGUUGAGAAAAUAUUCAAAGGGGAUCCUCAAGAAUAG